Messenger RNA from Porites evermanni, 687 nucleotides. The record is from the annotation of a GenBank genome assembly. Lineage: Eukaryota; Metazoa; Cnidaria; Anthozoa; Scleractinia; Poritidae.
AUGGCGUCUGCAUUGAGCGAUUCCACCACAUGGAAUAACAAUUUUGUUCCGCGUCUCCGUGCACAAAUGUUUUGUCUCAAAAUGUUGUUUUUGCGGUAUCACUUCCUCUCUAAAAGUUUUCGAAUGUCCGUAGGAAGGGACCUACUUUUCGAGUGUGUAGCUUCUUCCAACCAAGAGGUUCGCUCCAUGCUUCGGUGCCGGAAAGCUGGUAUUUGUACUCCCGCUGUUUUCUUCGUUGACUACACCACCCACUGCAUUUACAUGGAAGAGAUAGAGAACAGUGAAACGGCUCGCGAUCACAUCAACAAUCUUUUAGGCAAUCCAGAAGAGAAAUCGGAGCAGAUAUUACAAGUUCUAGCCGAGAAAAUAGGUUCGUGCUUGGCUGAUAUGCACAAUGUGGAUUGCAUUCACGGCGAUCUCACCACGUCGAAUAUCUUGUUAAAGACCGGUGCUGAGAACAUUAUUCUUAUAGACUUCGGACUGAGUUUUAUAUCAGCUUUAACGGAGGAUAAAGGUGUUGAUCUGUACGUUUUGGAAAGGGCUUUUCUCAGCACUCAUCCAAAUACCGAAGAGCUAUUCAAGAUUAUUUUGGAAAGUUACAGAAAGAAAGCUAACAAGGCUGAAGAGGUAAUCAAGAAAUUAGAUGAAGUGAGGCUGAGAGGAAGGAAGAGAACCAUGGUUGGAUGA